Molecule: messenger RNA, 1071 nt
Organism: Rhizoctonia solani
Lineage: Eukaryota; Fungi; Basidiomycota; Agaricomycetes; Cantharellales; Ceratobasidiaceae
Product: ICE-like protease (caspase) p20 domain protein
Exons: 13
Coding region: 1-1071 (356 amino acids)
Biological process (GO): proteolysis
Molecular function (GO): cysteine-type endopeptidase activity
Source: RefSeq, a predicted model, not a curated record
AUGGAUUUUAUCAAGAGUGCCCUCAGGAGUGCGGCAGCAGAUUAUGCACAAGAAAUGGGUGUUCCUCGCGCUGUGUUCGAUCAUAUAUUCCCAUUGGAUGAUGAAAACGGAAACGAAUACGACCCUCCCACCCCACCCAAUGAAAUACAUGUACCCAACUCCCAGCAGCAACAUUACGGCCCUACUGUCUAUGGCGAGGACGGAGAAGAAAAACAGCCCUUACAUUAUAAAUUGUCUCAAGCCACUGGUAAACGUAAAGCUGUCCUCGUAGGCUGCAACUAUCCUGGAAGCAUAGCACCACUAGAAGGGUGUGGCCAAUCAUUCUUCAAUGUGAUAUUUUAUCCACAGCUCCCGCUAGACUACUUCGGCUACGAAGAGACAAACAUACGUGUCCUCACUGAUAGUGAGAGCUCUCAUGGUGAAAUCGGCGAAGCCCUUUCCACUCGUGAAAAUAUUGUCGGUUAUAUUCGCUGGCUGGUUGAGGAUGCUGAACCUGACGAUUCACUGUUUUUUCACUCCACUAUGGUUAGCAAUCAAAAAGAUCUAGAUGGCGACGAAUAUGAUGGCAUGGAUGAGUCUAUCUGUCCUACCCACUAUGAAACUGCUGGGGUUCUAGUAGAUGAUGAACUACACGACCUGCUAGUUAAGCCUUUGCCCGAGGGAGCAGGCCUAACGGCUCUUUUCGACUCGUGUCACAGUGGCUCUGUGUUAGACUUACCUUGGACGUACGAAACCUCCGGAGCAAUUAAGGAGCCUGACGAUCUUCAAGGCGAGGCUGAAGCUGAAGCUGUUGCAAUUGACGCUCACCAAAAGCGAUUCAAAUGGUCCCCUGCCGAUGUGAUCUCGUUAUCUGGUUGUAGAGACAGUCAGACGAGUGCCGACGCCCAGUUCGGUGGCCUCCCCAGUGGGGCACUCUCCUAUGCAUUUAUCCGGGCAUUUGCCAAAUUCCCCCAAAUGACAUAUGCUCAACUACUGAAGGUCAUCCGCAAUGAACUACGUGGGAAAUUUGACCAAAGGCCUCAGCUAUCAUCCUCCCACCCAAUCGACAUGGACCUAUUGUUUAUCCAGUAA